ACCGACCGCACUCCUUAAAUUUCCUAUAAAUUUGGCCCUGACUUUGCCCUUUUCUCGAUCCAAAAUCUUCAUACAUUUCGAUCAGAAAUUCUUCUGAUCUCUAUCUCUGUUCCCCAAUUAGAUCCUUUCUUCUUUCGAUUCGCUUUCUCCUCUAUCUAUUGAUCCUAAAGGCCUCGGAUUCGUUUCUAGGGUUAGGGUUUUCAGGUCCUCGAUAUUUUUGCUAUUAAGAAUUGGGAUUUUUGUUCGAUCUCUAAAUCUAGGUCUGUAUAUUUUUUUUUGUGGGGUCGAUUCAUCUGGGUCAGUCAAAAUUCUUUCAUUUUUUAAGUUUUGAAAAAUUUUCAUUUAUGUCGAUUUUCUUUUCGAUUCAAUUUGUCUACACGGAGUGACAUCAUUUUCUGUUUUUUAUUCUUGGAAACUGGUGUUUAAUUGUAAUUAAAAUCAGGAAUCUAGAGUUUCGAUUUUGUGAGUUGGGUUUACAUAUUUGUUCAACUUCAUCGCCUUCUGGUCAAUCCUGUGAUAUUAUCAAUUUUUUCAUCGGACAUUUUUUAGGUAAAAAAAUGAUUCACAAACGGCCUUUUGUUGACGAUGAUUCUUAUGAGGUUGCUUGUAAGCACCCUAGACACCUUGAACACAUUGAACAGUUUGCUCCAAUUGCCCCUCCUAAUGAUUCUCGCCAGAAAGCUGUAAUUUCAGAUGGCAAUGACAGUCUCUGUAACUGUCAAGAUGUUGGGAGCUCUGCAAAUGAUUUGGUCACAGUUGUUUCAAAUGACCCCAACAACUUAGAAAGUGGUCCUUCUGGUUAUUUGCCCCAUUUUUUUUGGAUCAACAACGGAAUUCUUGAAGCAGAUAACCUCUCAGUUUUCCCAGAGUAUUUUGAUCAUGGACACCAGCUAAGGGCUUUAAUGCAGCCUGAUGAGGUGUUCUCAUCUCUUGACUAUCCUUUUCGGAAGCCAGUUUCAAUUGGACCAGGGCAUCAAGCUUUUGUUCCAGAGUGGGAGGGUCCAAAUACCUCUUCUAAUAAGCUAGACAAGUCUAAUCCCCAAGUUGUGCUUGCAUCAUCAUCCAGCCCCAGUGUCAUAGUUGAUGAUGGUUAUGAGGAGAGGCUGAUAGGUAUUUGUGUCAUUCCUAUGCCUGAUUUGGAAGCAUCUGUAACCCAUUACUGUGGGGGCACCAGAACUGACUGUAGUUGCCUUGAUCUGGGAUCUAUUGGAUGUGUGAAACAGCACAUCGUGGAAGCUAGGCAGAAACUUAGGGAGAGCCUUGGGGAGGAGAUAUUUGAGGGGCUGGGUUUUUAUGAUAUGGGAGAAGAUGUAGCAAACAAAUGGACUGAAGAGGAGGAGCAAGUCUUCCAUAAUGUAGUCCUAUCAAACCCUCCAUCAUUGGGCAGGAACUUUUGGGACCAUCUGGCAGCAGCGUUCCCUUCCCGCACGAAAGGGGAGCUUUUCAAUUAUUAUUUCAAUGUAUUCAUGCUUCGGAGACGUUCUGAGCAGAAUAGGUUUGACCCGCUAAACAUUGACAGUGAUAAUGAUGAGUGGCAAAGAAAUGAAGCUGGAAUGGCAGAGGAAGAUGAGGAUUCUGGAGUGGAAUCUCUCAAUGGACAAGAUGGUAUUGCUUAUUAUCAGGAGGGUCAUGCUGAGAAUUGCAAUGAACCCAUCGAGGAUGAUGAUGAAAUUGGUGCUUCAAGAGAGAGUGCUGCUGCUGAUGAUGUUCAGAGAGUUGCAACUGAUGAGGAGUAUGAGGGAGAUUUGGAUGAUAUUUCAGAAGCACAUGUUGGUAUUUCCACUGAUGAUUGUGGUGGUGAUGUUGGCUUUAAACUUUUCAGAGGGAUUUCCUGUAACAAGGGGAAUGAUUUUGAUAUCGAAGACGGUUCAUGCACAUCAUAUGAGUGUCAGAGGGACAAUGUUGAUUCCUGUGGUCCACUUGAUAUUGUAAACGAUGGAAGACACUCCGGUCAAGUGUGAUCCAAUCAGGGAACACAUCAUAAACUAUCAUAUGUGAAGGAAUUAAUGCUGUUACCUUGACAAGUUUGUGCAGGGGACUUCCUGAGAGGAGGGUGAACCGGGUGCUUGCUGAAGUAUGAUGUCGGUCACCGUUAGUGAUUGUUAUCAUGCAAAGUUGGCCUAGGUAGGCGUUCUCAAAGCCACUCAGCAAUCCAGUUGUACAAAUAAGAAAGAUUCUCAGAUUGACAGCUAAACAAUCUACCUUUUGCUUGCAAGUUUUGUGAAAUGGAGGCAUUGCAAAGUGUAAGGUAGCUUUAUAGGCCAUGAUUUUAACAGCGAUCUAGUCCUGUCCUUAAUCAUGGUGCUUGUAUUCUUUCAUUUGACCAAAAAAAAAAAGUAGUUUUAUAGAUGGUGUUGGGAUUUUCCACGGAUGGGCCAAAGGAACUUUCGUGGAAAUUUGCCAAGCUGCAGUUGCAAUCUGUGUGGCAUGACCUGAAAUACCGGAAGUAAAUAUGUUUCCAGUUGAUAACUUCAGUGUCAGGCUGCAAUAGAAUUGCAUCCCAAAUGUGUUUACCCUUCACAUGUCGUCAUGUUAUUUCGAUAUGAUGUUGUUUUCGUAUCAGUUGGUACUGAUUGGGUUUGUUGGCCCUUUUGUCCCCUUCAUUUGCUUUCA
Molecule: messenger RNA, 2613 nt
Organism: Hevea brasiliensis (rubber tree)
Lineage: Eukaryota; Viridiplantae; Streptophyta; Magnoliopsida; Malpighiales; Euphorbiaceae
Exons: 3
Coding region: 558-1961 (467 amino acids)
Source: RefSeq, a predicted model, not a curated record